AGCAGAUCAUGGAAGAAGCUGUCACCCGGAAGUUUGUACAUGAGGACAGCAGCCACAUCAUCGCCUUAUGUGGUGUGGUGGAAGCGUGUCUCCUGCACAUGCUGAAGCGCAGGGCUGCCGGCUUCCUGCGGACCGACAAGGUGGCCGCGCUCUUCACCAAAGUUGGCAAGACGUAUGCCGUAGCUGGGGACGUGUGCAGGAAAGUGCAGGAGCUGCAGCAGCAGGUGGAAAGCAGGAAAAAUCAGCCAAAUGGGCAGGAACCCCUCAAGAGACAGGGAUCAACCACAAGCAAAACCCCCGUCCUGACACCUCAGGCCAUCAAACACAUUUGGGUUCGGACAGCACUGAUCGAGAAGGUGCUCGACAAGAUUGUGCAGUACAUUGUCGAUAACUGCAGUAAAUAUUAUGAAAAAGAAGCUUUACUGUCAGAUCCUGUUUGUGGCCCAAUACUGGCUUCUCUUCUAGUUGGACCAUGUGCUCUGGAGUACACCAAGCUCAAAACAGCAGAUCACUACUGGACUGACCCUUCAGCAGAUGAGCUUGUUCAGCGGCACCGCAUUCAUGGAGUACACGGCCGCCAGGACUCUCCCUCGAAGCGCCCAGCCCUGGGAAUCCGGAAGCGACAUUCCAGUGGGAGCACGUCAGAAGAUCGCUUUGCUGCUUCGGCAAGAGAGUAUGUGGAGUCCCUGCACCAGAAUUCCCGAACACACCUUUUGUAUGGGAAAAACAAUGUCCUAGUCCAGCCGAAAGAUGACUUGGAGGCAAUUCCUGGGUACCUCUCCCUUCAUCAGUCAGCAGAUAGUUUGACAUUAAAAUGGACUCCAAACCAGCUGAUGAAUGGAACCCUUGGAGACUCAGAGCUGGAGAAGAGCGUUUACUGGGACUACGCAUUAAUAGUGCCGCUCAGCCAGAUCGUCUGCAUCCACUGCCAUCAGCAACCAGAAAGCAGAUGGACAUUAGUCUUGGUGAGUCAGGAUGGAACUCAGAGACCUCCACUGCACUUCCCCCAGGGAGGUCACCUCCUCGCGUUUCUUUCCUGUCUGGAAAACGGUCUUCUGCCUCGUGGUCAGCUGGAGCCACCUCUCUGGUCCCAACAGGGCAAGGGAAAGGUAUUUCCAAAGCUUCGAAAACGGAACAGCAACAAAUCAGUGGACCUAGAGGAAAUGCCAGCUGAAGACACUUCCACAGACUACGUGUUCAGAAUUAUCUAUCCAGGACACAAGCAUGAUAACAUAACUAUUAACUACCACCACUUAGCUGCCAGCCGCUCUACCUCUGUUGACGAUGAUGAGGAGGAGGAAGAUAAGCUACACGCAAUGCUAUCAAUGAUCUGCUCUCGGAACCUCACAGCUCCUAAUAGGAUGAAAGACACCAGCGAAAUGAUAGAGAUGCAGGGCUUCGGGGGAAACCUGCUUUCGUGGCAGCUGGAGCCCUGCAGCCAGGGCUCCUCCUGUGUCUCCUGUUCGACAGGCAGCUCUCCCUACGAUCUGCCCAGCUGCUGCAACUGCAUCCAUGACAGAACUCCCUUAAAGAUGCUGUGUGAGAGCAUGAAGAGGCAAAUAGUUUCCAGAGCCUUUUAUGGAUGGCUUGCCUACUGCCGCCACUUGUCAACGGUGCGGACGCAUCUGUCUGCCCUCGUGAACCACACCAUCGUCCCCCCCGACAGGCCCUCCAGCGCUGCGGGGGGCCUCACCAAGGAGGUCUGGAGCAAGUACCAGAAGGACAAGAAGAAUUACAAGGAACUGGAAUUACUAAGAAGAGUUUACUAUGGCGGGGUACAGCACGAGAUUCGGAAGGAAGUAUGGCCCUUCCUGUUAGGGCACUAUAAAUUCGGCAUGGCCAAAAAGGAGAUGGACCAGGUGGAUGAGGACAUUGCUCUCCGCUAUCAGAAGGUCAUGGCUGAGUGGAAAGCCUGCGAGGUCAUUGUGAAGCAGCGGGAGAAGGAAUCGCAUUCCGCCACGCUGGCAAAGUUCUCGUCGGGCAGCAGCAUCGACAGCCACGUCCAGCGACUGAUUCACAGGGACUCCACCAUCAGCAACGAUGUCUUUAUCUCCGUGGAUGAGACGGACCCUGCGGAGCGGGACCCUAAAGGUCGGGACGACCCCGCUUUCACCGCGGCGCCCGCCGAGACGCCAGCAACUGUCGCUGCCGUAGAGCAACAGUCUGUGGAGUUCGACUCCCCCGACUCUGGGCUCCCCUCCUCGAGGAACUACUCUGUGGCCUCGGGCAUCCUGUCCAGCAUCGAGGACGGGCAGAGUGUCUCCUUUGAAGACGGGGCUGAGGAGGAAGGUGGCGCUGACCUGGGAGGGGCCGACGCAGACGCGCCCCGGGUGCAGAGAGCUAAGUCGGGCGUCCUGCGGCCCCAGGAUUCCGCCUCGGAGGAGCAGCUGUGUUCCCAGGGGGAUUAUUUAAUGGACGUCGCUUCUCUCUGCGCUGCAUCCUACACAAUAGAGUUAUUGGACACUGUUGCCUUAAAUUUGCACAGAAUUGAUAAAGAUGUCCAGAGAUGUGAUCGGAAUUACUGGUAUUUCACUGCUGAUAACCUGGAGAAACUCCGAAAUGUCAUGUGCAGUUACGUGUGGGAGCACCUCGAAGUUGGUUACGUCCAAGGCAUGUGUGACCUCCUGGCACCUCUGAUGGUUAUACUUGACAAUGAUCAACUGGCGUACAGCUGCUUCAGCCACCUGAUGAAGAGGAUGAGCCAGAACUUCCCCAAUGGAGGUGCUAUGGACACACACUUUGCCAACAUGCGCUCCCUGAUCCAGAUUCUAGACUCUGAGCUUUUUGAAUUGAUGCACCAGAAUGGAGAUUACACCCACUUUUACUUCUGCUAUCGCUGGUUCCUGCUUGACUUUAAAAGAGAAUUGUUGUACGAGGAUGUAUUUACAGUGUGGGAAGUUAUUUGGGCAGCAAAGCACAUCUCUUCAGAACAUUUUGUCCUUUUCAUUGCCUUAGCACUUGUGGAAGUUUAUCGAGAGAUUAUCCGUGAUAACAACAUGGACUUCACUGAUAUCAUCAAGUUUUUUAAUGAAAUGGCAGAGCAUCAUAAUGCCGAGGAAAUUCUGAGGAUAGCGAGAGACCUGGUCUACAAAGUGCAGACACUGAUUGAAAAUAAGUGAUAACGAGCCGACUGUCCCCGCAGGCCUUGCUGCGAGCUAGCGGAUGGAGCGUUUCUUGCACUGUAACUACAAAACGGUGUUUUAAUUGCAUCUUCCAUGUAAUAAAUAUCAAAGAGAUUUGUAACAGACUUUUAAAACCAGAACUUUUCCUUCACCAGAUAAGGUUUGUGUUUGAUAGUCCUUGUUACACUCACUUUGUAUUCCUAGAGAAAAUCUUUUUGCGUUCUCAUUUCCCUCUCUAGAAGACCGUCUAUCUAUGUAUUUAAGGUAUUAAAAAGGGGGGAUUUGACACACUGGGCCAUUUCUAUUUUGACUUCCUGCACCUUUGCGCCCGGGUGUGGGUGCUGUGCUCUGCCAGAGCCUCCCGGGGAGGCGAGGCCGGAUCCAACGCUCACGCCGGCGCUGAAGGGUCCCCGCGGGAGCACGUUCGUGGGCUCCUUGUCUGUGCCUCCAGCGUGGACGAGCAGCCCUGCGGGCACCUGCUGCUGAAACAUUUAGCAGAGUGGUUAGCAGAGUUAAAGUAAAUAAGGUUACCAGCCGGGAGAGCGGCCUUAAACUAAGUAACGUGGCUGAUGUGAGCAGUGACCUGGCGCCACCGGCUCAAACCAUCCGUUCCCGUCGCUCGGGCUGUUGCGUCUCGGUGGCCGGCUCGGACGCGCCGUCAUUUCAGUUCCUCUGCAAACGCCCCCAGGGGGCGAGAGCUGCCUCGCGGGGUUCAGGUUCCCGGGUUCAGUGCCCAGAGGCGGGUCCCACGCUCUGUGGUCCAGACCUGCCGCCCAGCGCGGGCGCAGCAGAGCCCCCAGGUUACUCACCGCGUGCUGCUCGCCUCCCCUCCUCCUCGCCCCGCUCUGCAGAGCUUUCGGGAGGACGUUUUUGGGAUCCUGUGAGCACAAACCGGGCGCUCGUCUGCUCAGGCCGGUGUCAGCACCCGCCCGAGGAAGCAGUUGAAGUUGUGGCUGCGGUGCCCUCCUGGUGCCGCCAGCCCGGCCACGCGCUCACACAGCCGCGUACACGCUGCCCCGUCCUGCCCCGGGUGCAGGGCCCGAGGUGCAGUGGCCCGGGGCCAUCCUGGCCCUUCAUGGCGCUACGAAAGGAUCGCGCGCUCCACCCACCUUCCGAGCACGAGGGCGGGAGCGGGCUCUGCUGAUGGGGUUGAGCCGCAGAUCUCGUGGGCGCUCGUGACCUUGGGCCUUGGUGUGAGCACGUCAGGUAGUGCAAAGGAUUCCACCCUUUGGCAUUUGAACCAUAGCGAUUUAAAAAAAAAAAAAGAAAAAAAAGAGUUUGAAUUUCUGUCUCUGCUGUUUUGGUUUGGUUUUCUUUUUUUACCCUUCUGAGCAGGCAGGGUUACACAGCUUUGUUUUCCACUGAACCUUGCAGAGAAAACAGCUGUGUGGUUUUCAGAGAAUCACAGGAGGGUUUGGGGUGGGACCUGUGAAGGGCAGCUGGUCCAGCCGUGCCGUCAGCGGCGACACCUUCCUGGAGACGUUGCGUGACUUAGAUCAGCUCACGUGAACCUUUAAAAACAGAUUUUAGCAAAAAGAGGUGUAGGGAAUAAAAAUCAGUUUGGAGAUUCAAAUACUGGCAGGAGGUGUUUAUUUUAGUAACUCUGGUCUUGUUAUUGCCCGGGCAGCGGGCACGCUUGCUCUUUGCACGAGGCGAGUGCUGCCUCAGGCUCCUCAGGAGCCGAGCGUUGUUUGCACAAGAAAAAUGUAAUUUGGUUCUAGAACCAUCCGUGCUUAGAUCUUUCUUUAUGUAUGCAGUAAACUCAAAGUGCUAAGUAAUAGUCUGAAAAGGG
Molecule: messenger RNA, 4914 nt
Organism: Athene cunicularia (burrowing owl)
Lineage: Eukaryota; Metazoa; Chordata; Aves; Strigiformes; Strigidae
Gene: SGSM2
Product: small G protein signaling modulator 2
Exons: 23
Coding region: 9-3119 (1036 amino acids)
Molecular function (GO): GTPase activator activity
Source: RefSeq, a predicted model, not a curated record